This is a messenger RNA of Puccinia graminis f. sp. tritici CRL 75-36-700-3, 1940 nucleotides long. Its product is annotated as AGC/NDR/NDR protein kinase. Gene Ontology annotation, molecular function: protein serine/threonine kinase activity; ATP binding. The coding region runs from base 96 to 1556 and encodes 486 amino acids. Gene Ontology annotation, biological process: peptidyl-serine phosphorylation; intracellular signal transduction. The record is from RefSeq and is a predicted model, not a curated record. NCBI's taxonomy places the organism in Eukaryota, Fungi, Basidiomycota, Pucciniomycetes, Pucciniales, Pucciniaceae. The transcript has 8 exons.
CUACUAAGCUUGCUGUUCCUCUCUUGUGGAGCCUUGGAGCAGCUCACAGCACGCAACCAUCAGCUUGACCAGCCUGCUGCUGCUGAACUUUCAACAUGCAUUCCAACCAACCAAACUCAUCCUCAACCGAAACAACACAAAAAGAUCAAGACUACGUAUAUUUCAGCCGCAAUCCAUCUCAAUUCUCUAAGCCGAUUCUGGAGAAAACUACGGCUUGCAAAUUAAAAAUCGAACAUGUUUACCGAAAAGCAGUCGAGGAAGCGAUCGAACGUAAUCAACGUCGCCAAGAAUUAGAAAAGAAGAUAGCAGCAGAUCCGACGAUCACAGAAGAACGAAAACAGAGACAAUUAGCUAACUUGGGUCGAACAGAAUCUAGCUUCUUAAGGUUAAGGAGGACUAGAUUAGGAUUGACCGACUUUAGAACGGUUAAAGUGAUCGGAAAGGGGGCCUUUGGUGAAGUUAGAUUAGUUCAAAAAGUGGAUACUGGGAAGAUUUAUGCUAUGAAAACCCUCAGGAAAGCCGAAAUGUUUAAGAAAGAUCAGUUGGCUCAUGUGCGGGCAGAACGAGAUGUAUUAGCUGAAUCGGACUCACCCUGGGUGGUUCAACUCUACUACUCCUUCCAAGAUUCUCAGUAUCUGUAUCUGUUGAUGGAGUUCUUGCCAGGCGGUGAUCUGAUGACGAUGUUGAUUAAAUACGACACCUUCAGUGAAGACGUCACGAGGUUUUAUAUGGCCGAAUGUGUUCUGGCUUUGGAAGCGGUCCAUAAACUCGGUUUCAUUCACAGAGAUAUCAAACCUGACAAUAUUUUGAUCGACAAAGAUGGACAUGUGAAACUUUCAGACUUUGGUCUUUCGACUGGGUUCCACAAACAGCAUGACUCAGCGUAUUAUCAAAGUUUAUUAGAGGGGGACAAUUCGACGAGUGGGGCUGCGGCGGCGCCGAACAGGAAUUCGGUCGCGAUUUCCUCGAUCAAUCUGACGGUGUCCUCGAAGGAUCAAAUCGCGACCUGGAAGGCCAAUCGAAGAAAACUGGCUUUCUCGACCGUCGGUACUCCCGAUUAUAUUGCCCCCGAGAUCUUCCUCCAACAGGGUUAUAAUAAGGAAUGCGAUUGGUGGAGUCUCGGAGCUAUCAUGUUCGAAUGCUUGGUCGGAUAUCCUCCCUUCUGUUCUCCCUCUGCUCACGAAACUUAUAGGAAAAUCAUCGAUUGGAGACACGAACUCUAUUUCCCUGAUGAUGUUCACCUCUCUAGAGAGAGUGAAGACCUCAUUCGAAGAUUGAUUACAUCGGCUGAUCAUCGUUUAGGGAAAAAAGGAGCUGAAGAAAUCAAGGAUCAUGUAUUCUUUUCAGGAGUAGAUUGGACGACGAUCCGAAACAUAGAAGCGCCUUUCGUACCUCAUUUGAAAUCGGUGACCGACACAAGUUACUUCCCAACCGAAGAUUUGAAUGAUGUACCAACUGAACCUGUUGGAGCUGAUACAGAUACUAGUAGCAAGGAUCUGGCCUUCUUAGGCUACACCUUCCGACGCUAUGAGAAUUCUGGGGCAGGUGAAUUCUAGGUUUAUCGUUUCCAAUAACCUCUGUCUUUUUAUUUCCUUGACGGAGAUCAAUCGAUCCUUUUUUUUCUUCUUCUUCUCCAUUUCCAUCUCCUUAUGAUAUGUUCGUUUGUAAUAUAUGCCAUAUCACUGUUCUCAGUAUCAAAUUUUUCCUUCCUUCUUUCUGACGAUUUUUUAUCUUGACAUCUACACAAACAGAAAGAGAAUAAAUACAUAAAAUUUGCAUCUGAUUAAUUUCUUUCUUUUUUUCCUCUGCUUGAAAUAAUCCAAACUAAAUCUUGCAUUAUUACCAGAACAUAUUAAGAUCUUGUGAAGAAAGUUAGACUGGGUUAGUAUAGUAUAGAUUUAGCAAAGUGGUCUAUUAUAUAGAGAAACUCCUGUUAUAUU